This is a messenger RNA of Prunus mume (Japanese apricot), 1266 nucleotides long. It is a transcript of the gene RR3, whose product is annotated as response regulator 3. The record is from RefSeq and is a predicted model, not a curated record. Lineage: Eukaryota; Viridiplantae; Streptophyta; Magnoliopsida; Rosales; Rosaceae. Gene Ontology annotation, biological process: phosphorelay signal transduction system; cytokinin-activated signaling pathway.
AUUUUCUUUCAUUUCUUAUUACUUGUUUCAUUUUUCUUUUGUUUUUCUUUUUCUUUUGCAUUGCUUGCCCUGUAAUUCAAAAAUCAAGUUGGAAAAUUUACAAGAUUUGGGAUGAAAUCUGGUCGGAUCUUGCUUUGUGGGAUGUGGAUAUUGGUGGGUCUUCUUCUUAUUUCAAUACAAAGCUCCCCUAUUUCUCAUCUUCCCCUCCUCCUCCCAUAGGAAAACCAAACCAACCCACCAAAGAAGAAAAAUAAAAGCUCACAAAGGCUUUUAGCUAUUUCUCAGUCACUGCCAUCUGUUCUUCCCUUGGCCUUUUGGCAUUUGCUUUCAUCUUGAAUCUUCUUCAUCUGGUGAAAUGGUGAUGGCUGCUGCAGAUUCACAGUUUCAUGUUUUAGCUGUUGAUGACAGCCUCAUAGAUCGCAAACUGAUUGAGAGGCUCCUCAAGACCUCUUCAUAUCAAGUUACUACAGUUGAUUCUGGUAGCAAGGCUCUAGAGUUUCUGGGUUUGUAUGAGGAUGACCAAAGCAGUCCAGAUUCACCUUCUGUUUCCCCAAGCAAUCAACAGGAAGUGGGAGUGAAUCUUGUUAUUACAGACUAUUGUAUGCCUGGCAUGACAGGAUAUGAUUUGCUCAAGAAAAUCAAGGAAUCUUCAUCUCUGAGAAACAUACCAGUUGUGAUCAUGUCAUCUGAGAAUGUGCCUUCAAGAAUCAACAGAUGCUUAGAAGAAGGGGCUGAAGAAUUUUUCUUAAAGCCAGUGAGGCUAUCAGACUUGAGUAGGCUUAGACCCCAUAUCAUGAAAACCAAGUCCAAGGAUCAAAACCAAGGAAAGGAAGAAAAUGAAGAAAAACAAGAAGAAUCAUCUGAAAGCUCAGAGGCUUCACAGGAGCAGGAUCAACAAGCAGUAGAUCAACAACAACAACAACAACAACCACCCCCAGUACCAGCAAACAGUAACAAGAGGAAGGCCAUGGAAGAGGGGCUUUCACCUGAUAGAACUAGACCAAGAUACAAUGGCAUAACCACUGUGGUUUGAUUGAUUGAUCAUGGAACAAAUUCUUCCUUUGAUUCAAACAAUGUAAUUCUAUUACCUUUUUUCUUUUUCUUUUUUUUCAUUUCACUGCUGGUUGAUGCUGGCCGAAAUGAGUGUAGAGAGGUUUUUUCAUGUAUACAAUUUACAUGGAAAUGGUUCAUUCCAAUUUUGUUUUGCUACUUAAAUGACAAAGUAGAAAAAAAAAUAAAUCAUGUAUAUGAAGCAAGAUUACUGGA